Messenger RNA from Lagenorhynchus albirostris (white-beaked dolphin), 7266 nucleotides. RefSeq names its product ATP binding cassette subfamily G member 1 (gene ABCG1). Gene Ontology annotation, cellular component: plasma membrane. The record is from RefSeq and is a predicted model, not a curated record. The coding region runs from base 89 to 1900 and encodes 603 amino acids. The transcript has 15 exons. Gene Ontology annotation, biological process: cholesterol homeostasis; transmembrane transport. Gene Ontology annotation, molecular function: ABC-type sterol transporter activity; ATP binding; ATP hydrolysis activity. NCBI's taxonomy places the organism in Eukaryota, Metazoa, Chordata, Mammalia, Artiodactyla, Delphinidae.
GCCGCCGAGCCUAGGGCGAGCGCGCCUCUUGCCCGCCGCCCGUCCCCGCUGCCCGCAGCCUCGUCCCCACCGCCGCCGCCCCCGGGGCAUGGCCUGUCUGACGGCCGCUUUCUCGGUCGGCACCGCCAUGAAUGGCAGCAGUCACUCUGCAGCAAUGACAGAGCCCAAGUCAGUGUGCGUCUCUGUGGACGAGGUGGUCUCCAGCAGCAGGGAGGUGAUAGAGAUGGAGCUGCUGAACGGACUUUUGAAGAAAGAGGAUAACAGUCUCACAGAGGCCCAGCGCCUCUCCUCCCUGCCGCGGAGGGCGGCUGUGAACAUCGAAUUCAAGGACCUUUCCUACUCGGUCCCAGAAGGUCCCUGGUGGAGGAGGAAAGGAUACAAGACCCUUCUGAAAGGAAUUUCUGGGAAAUUCAACAGUGGAGAGCUGGUGGCCAUCAUGGGUCCUUCCGGGGCUGGGAAGUCCACGUUCAUGAACAUCCUGGCCGGAUACAGGGAGACGGGCAUGAAGGGCGAGGUCCUCAUCAACGGCCUCCCGCGGGACCUACGCUGCUUCCGGAAGGUGUCCUGUUACAUCAUGCAGGACGACAUGCUGCUGCCUCACCUGACCGUGCAGGAGGCCAUGAUGGUGUCUGCGCAUCUGAAACUCCAGGACAAGGACGAAGGGAGACGGGAGAUGGUCAAGGAGAUCCUGACGGCCCUGGGCCUGCUGUCUUGCACCAACACGCGGACCGGCAGCCUCUCGGGCGGCCAGAGGAAGCGCCUGGCCAUCGCGCUGGAGCUGGUGAACAACCCUCCGGUCAUGUUCUUUGAUGAGCCCACCAGCGGCCUGGACAGCGCCUCCUGCUUCCAGGUGGUCUCCCUGAUGAAGGGGCUGGCCCAGGGGGGCCGGUCCAUCAUCUGCACCAUCCACCAGCCCAGCGCCAAGCUCUUCGAGCUGUUCGACCAGCUCUACGUCCUCAGUCAAGGACAGUGUGUGUACCGGGGAAAAGUCUCAAAUCUUGUACCGUAUUUGAGGGAUUUAGGUCUGAAUUGCCCAACCUACCACAACCCGGCCGAUUUUGUCAUGGAAGUCGCGUCCGGUGAAUAUGGCGAUCAGAACGGCCGCCUGGUGAGAGCCGUCCGGGAGGGCAUGUGUGACUCUGACUACAGGAGAGAGCCCGGAGGUGAUGGCGAGGUGAACCCUUUUCUUUGGCACCGGCCCUCUGAAGAGGUAAAGCAGGCAAAACGAUUGAAGGGGUGGAGAAAGGACUCCACUUCCAUGGAAGGCUGUCACAGCUUCUCUGCCAGCUGCCUCACCCAGUUCUGCAUCCUCUUCAAAAGGACUUUCCUCAGCAUCAUGAGGGAUUCGGUCCUGACGCACCUGCGGAUCACUUCCCACAUUGGCAUCGGCCUCCUCAUCGGGCUGCUCUACUUGGGGAUCGGGAACGAAGCCAAGAAGGUCCUGAGCAACUCCGGCUUCCUUUUCUUCUCCAUGCUCUUCCUCAUGUUUGCAGCCCUCAUGCCCACCGUCCUCACGUUUCCCCUGGAGAUGGGAGUGUUUCUUCGAGAACACCUGAAUUACUGGUACAGCCUGAAGGCCUACUACCUGGCCAAGACCAUGGCUGACGUGCCCUUUCAGAUCAUGUUCCCCGUGGCCUACUGCAGCAUCGUGUACUGGAUGACGUCCCAGCCGUCCGACGCCGUGCGUUUCGUCCUCUUCGCGGCACUGGGCACCAUGACCUCUCUGGUAGCGCAGUCUCUGGGUCUGCUGAUCGGAGCCGCCUCCACAUCCCUGCAGGUGGCAACCUUCGUGGGCCCCGUCACGGCCGUCCCCGUCCUCCUCUUCUCAGGAUUCUUCGUCAGCUUCCACACAAUCCCCACCUACCUGCAGUGGAUGUCCUACAUUUCCUAUGUCAGGUGAGUCCUUCCAGUCAUGGGUCUGUGAGCCCAAGAAGGACAUGCACACGGGUAUUUUUUCAAGGAUGAUACCUGGAGUGCGGUGAGUACACUGAGGUCACCACCGCAGGAUAAUCUGAUUCGGAGCACCUGAGGCCGUAUCCAGUGAGGAUGUCGACCUGGAAAGCUGCUUUCAUCAGUCUUCAAGUGUCAGCGAUGCCCCUCGCUCCAGCUCUCUCAUCCUAAACCCUCGGCAGCAUAGACCCAGACGCUGCAGUUUGGGUCUCCAGAUGCUUCCCCUCUGCUUUUUGCUGUAGGGAAGAUUGCAUUGCUUUUUGCAAUGGCCCAAGAAAACAUGCAAGCAACUUGUUGAUUUUAUUUUUCUAAGUAGGUGCCGUUAAGAAGUGUGGGGCGGGGGGCGGUGACGUGCUACCUUUCAUACGCUGGAAUUUAAACCAGGCCGACUUCCCAAAUCUACUUCUUUUAAGUAAUUUCUGAAUGUAAUGACUCAGAUCUUCCUUUCGUCUGAUCGCGCUUCUUCGUUUAGAAGGACGGAGGAAACAUCGGAUGAACGAUGUGCAGCCUUUGCAGUUGUUAGUAGAGAAGAAAGUGGAAGUCCAAAGAAUGUCACUGUUACAUGGAACUGGGGAGAGGAAGGGCCUCCGCUGGGUCCUAGUGCCCGCUCCGCGGAGGCGUCAGGGCCUGGGUCUGCCGACCAGCCCUGUCUCGGGAGCCGUGCACCUCUGUCCACGUUCAUAGCAUUUUGUGCCUCCGUUUCCUCUACCCUUGCUGGGUAUCAGCUCGAGAAUUAAAUGCUUCAAAAGCUCCUGUGUGGGUGACAUGGGAAGGAAAGAAAUCAGGUAAACAUUUUACAUAGAAGAUGCUGGAAUCUGAUUGUCACCUUGUGGGGAGGGGCUUCAGAACCAAGAAAUAGGACUUAAGCUUUUAGGUAAAAACUCAUCCUGGAGACCCACAAAAAGGUCAUUUUCCCACCUAAGAAAGGCACUGCCAGGAGGUCAGGGGCAGGCUGAAUCCACGGGGUAGAAAGCCCGCCGGUGGGUUCACUGAGGAGAGAACAGCUUGGGCCUCAGUGCCCCGAGCAUCCUUCCUUGCCGGGUGGCCCGGGAGCUGGCUGGAUGCCUUACCAACGCCUCUGUUCACUUACUCACUCAGCAGACGUGUGUUGACCCAUCCCUGCAUGCUUGACGUGGCCCAGGCACAGGGGCUUGGAGCUCAGAGCGGGCUCGCCCUCCAGUGCUGGCAGGCCGGAGGGUAUCUUGUUCUGCAGACGCAGGGUGCCGAGGCUGGAGAGGGUCCGUGAGGCCCCGGGUCCAGGGCCGGGAAAGGGCCCACGUCGGACCCCAAAUUCUCUGUUUUUUGUUUUGCCGUAUUGCCUCCUGUUCAUAGUGUGCAAAUGUACAGGAAAACAGUUUGCAAGGUCUGAAAUGCAAUACUAGGUUAGCUCUGGACUUGCCGUCACCAAAUGGACAGCUGAGAUGGGGGGUAGCCUGUGCCCCUUUCCUCAAUCGCCUGGCGUAGGGGUGUCCCGAGCUGGCCUGGGGGCCCAGCUUCUUACCCCCCGUCUCAGUGGAGAGGUGCCUUCCUCUGCCUUCGCUCAGCCUUAGCUUCUUAACUCAGCACACCAGUGGGCUGGCUGGGGCCCGAGAGGGGCUGGUGUGUGUGUGCGCGCACAUGCGUGUGUGCCUAUGAGUGUGUGCAUGCACACACGUGUGCACACACACGAGGGCACGUGCCAGCUCGAUCCGGGUAUGUAUCUCACAGUAUUAUCUGUGGUGUUUCUAAAUCGUCCAUCGUCCUUUACUGCAAGAAAGAAAGAGAACAUUCCCUCACCUCAUGCCUGCCGAGCAGUUGGUAAAGUGUAGUCAGAACCCACUAAGUCUUUCAGCAAAUACCAGCUCCAUUAGAAUGUGACAAAAACCAAAACAAAACAACCCAGCAGGGCGGAGGGUGGUGCAGCGUGUGUGGCUAUAAAGUUAGAUGCUCUGGAGAAAUAAGACUGCUAAUAAAAUAUUGUAUGUAAAACUUUUUACUUGUGUUCAGUGUUAAAUGCUUCAGAUUCAAAAUAACUGGCUUGAACUGUACCAGGCAAAGGGGAAUUUUAGGUUGUAUUUGGAAUAUCUUCGUUGUACGUCUAGCGUGGGUUCUGGUUCAUUCCUCAGUGUUCUGGUCCAACACCCCACUGUCAACAGUCACCCUUCUCUCUCGGUAACUUGCACGUUUUAGGUUGAACUCUCUUAAAGUUUUGUGUUUUUCCUCCGUUUUCCAGCCUCGUCCCCCAUCUCUUCCCUCUUGUUAAUGUCGGCCGGGGCUUUAAGAAAUGCCCGGAGCCCAGAUGCACGGGCCCCACGUGUGCCGCCCUUGCCGUGGUCCCCGGGGACACGGGCCCUGGGUGGGAGGACCGAGGAGCCGGGCGUAGGGUGUUGUCUUAACUCAGCUCUGGUGGGUGAACUACACUGAGCCGCGCUUCCGAGAGCAGCGCGCUCAGGGCCAGGCUGUCAUCCCCGGCUUGCAUUCCUCCUCAGGGACACAGGGCAGAAUGCGGUGCUGGGCCAAGUCCCAGAGUUCACGGCCCCUGCAGUCCCGCCAAGCGACAGGGAGAGAGGGUGCGGGGAGCCUCAGAGGGUACCCUGGGGUGGGGCAAGCUCACGGGGCUCCCUCAGCCUCUUCUCUGCACCCCUCCUGCCCUGCGGACCCCGCCCUUCUUCUGUGCAGCCUCCAUUAAGGUCAUGGUCCUUCAGGUCCGGGCACUUGGCCUCCUGCCUCAGGGAGAUUCCCCGGGGACAGUUAUCCUCUGCCAAAGCCAGAUGUUCCUGACGUCCCUGUUGGCGCGCCUCCCUGGGACCAGAAGCAGGAAUACGUCGGGGAGCCCCGCACCCCCAUUGCACAGUCCAAUUUUCACACCUGCAGGCUCCGCUCAGCCUGUGCUGAAGAUCCAGCCUCCUGGGCAGGAAGUGGGCGUGAAGGUGAUGCGCUCACGCCCAUCCUUCUGCAGGCCUAGCCUAGGUUUUCUGUUAACUAGCGCGUAUCCUUCCCUUCUCCCCAUCUUUAAGGAAACGAGGGUUUAGCAUUAGCUUAAUUUUUUAUGUUACCUCUGAACAGUCCACUUGGAAUCAUUCCUCAGACUGACAUUCUGUGGCCUGCUCGAGCGGACCCUGAGGUCAGCCGAGGAAGCCAGGUUUCUACAAAUGACUAAAGUGAGCACAGGUCAGGCGCAGAGCUCCCGACCACCUCCCUGUUCUCAAAAUAGUCCCGUGGUGUCAGAAAGGAGAAAGUACCCCAGGCACACUGGCCAUCGCCUUCUGUCCAGCCAAGGGGUUAUCACCGUUGGGGGCAUGGCUUCAGGGCUUUUCCACAAUAUAGUGACCAUUGUAAAGCUGAAUGGAAAGGAACAGAAGCACAAAAGUGCCCUCGUGUUGUCACAGGCUGGGCGGAAGCUGAGCCCCGCUUUGGGAAGGAGGGUGGUGGGAUGUGCGUACACAGCUGGAGGGCCCGGCCCACCGGUUCCCAGGGAGACACGCCAAGCCAGGGACGUGGCCACAGGAACGUGUGAGUUCCUCCCCGGGGUUCGUGGUUUGACCCAGAUGUUGGGAACGGCAUGAGCCCAAGACACACGAGCGAAAAAUAGCAAAGCCGGAAGCGAUUACGUUCAGCUGACGUUUUCUCUCAGUGGCGUGGCCCCAUCCCCCGCUUGGUGUGUCUGAAUAAACGUGAAAGAGAACCCUGUUGAUCACCUGUGGGUGCCUUUGGCCUGUACUUUGCACGUGAAUCUAACCGUGGCCGUGAUGCUGUAUACAGUUAAAUGGUAUCUCCUCUGUCCACUGAUGUUCGGACAUCUGAUUCUGGGGAACUUGUAAGCCACCUGCUCGUCCCUCUGCAGGACGGGAGUCAUCCCUCACCUGCAGCAGGCGCCAAGGUGAGCUGGGACGGAGACGCUGAGGCUUGGCUGGCGAGCGUCGGAGUGGUGACAUGUGACCCUCCCUGCCGCCUGCUUGGGGGCCAGUUCUCGAGUCCCGCAGGGCGUCUCCUGGAAGGAGGGUUCGGGGAGCCCUUGUUGCCAGCCACUGAGAGGGGAGCGUUCUUUCAUCUCACCUGCCGUGAGGUGACUGUCCAGCCUCAGCCCCUUCCUUCCAUCACAGCCCUGGAUCAGCAUGGUGGAGCUCUCGAGAAAACAGUGUUUACCCAACAGGGCUUUGCUGAAGCAGAGGAAACAGCAGGCUCGUCUAUUUCUGGGGGAGAAGUUAUCAAACCGACCUCCGCGCUUGGGGCCCCAGCACGUGCUCUCUUGUGCUGGGUGGAAUGGAUCUGGCCUUGAAGGGAAAGGCUGAAAGUCAUGGGUACCUGGGUCAAGGUUAAGGUCCCUAUAUUCAUGGGUUCCUGGACACCCCAGGUGCAACCUGAUCUGAAAGGUACCACGGUUGGUUUCUAUGUCAGUGGCCAUGGUAGAUAUUUUGUUUUUAUAUCUUUACAUGUUUUCACAAUUCUGUCAUCACGUACCUUGGGGGGUCUCUUUUCCACAACCUUCGGAACACAGGUUGCCCAAGCUUCAUCAUAAAUAUCUCAUUUCAAGCCCUCGGCCAGUGAAAGCUGGUAGCCGAAGGUCCUACCAUCGAAACUGCUAACAAAAUGGACCACCCACCCCACACGAGGAGUUUUCUGUUUCUCUAGUCAAAUGCUCCCUGGGGAAGGGGGUGACCAGAAAUGAGUUUCUCCAUAGAAUGAGUAUGUUUCAAAAGUGAGCGUGUGUAGCUGACCCCCUCACCCAGGUUUGUUUUUCCUUUGCAGACCUAGUGGCUUAAUACCUGCUCGUAGCUGAGUCUGAACUGCUGCCUUUUACUUAACGGUUAGCUAGUUAACAUUUUUCCUUUGUUCUUCCUUCCAAAGCAAGGGUCAAUGCAAAUAACACUUUGAAUCAUCGUGUAAAGAUGUGCAUAUGUCUGUAUAUCUAAUACGUAACUAUGUAAUGUCUGGUUUUUAUAACGCUGUGCGGAUAACCUUACAUUGAUUUAGCCACGUGACUUUCGGAAGUACUGUGCUUGCACGCUGGGAGAGGUGUGCACUGUCCCAGGUGAGAACAUCUAUACAUACGCGUACAUAUAUGUGUGUGUGUGUGUAUAUAUAUAUAUAUAUAUAUAAUAACAGCGGCCCCCUUGGAUACUUGUCUCCCUGGCUGUUUCCCUUGGGUCUAUUGGAACAUAGACCCAAGCAGACCCUAACAUGUAAGCUUUCUGACUCUACAGACCGUGGUCCUGCUUUGUAUAUUUCUGCAGAAAUCUCCUUAGAAAAUUUGUACGUGCAUUUUUUGCAGACUUGAACACUGUUUUCUGAAAUUAGAUGCCAUUUAUGAAAAUGUGACAUAAAUCAAAAUAAACA